AGUCGCUAUUUUGUUUUCGAGUAGAACAGUAAUUUUAAAUUUUGCCAAGUAUUUUAAAAAAUACUUUGAAUUUUUCUUAAUAAACACUAUCAAACUACAUCAGAAAUGCUUGUUAAAAGUUUAGGAAUUUUAAUUAUCUUAGCUGGUUUUUUAAUUUUUGAAAUCAACGCAGUUUGUAAUAACGUAACCGAAUUCACAUGUAGCGAUGGUUCAUGCAUUCCUCAUGCAGAUAAAUGUAAUCGAGUCUACGAUUGUCGUAACGGAGAAGACGAAAAUGAUUGUGAAACUUGUGACGGGUUCCAAUGUGACAAUGGUGCUUGUAUAGUUUCUGAAAAACGUUGCGAUCAAGUAGCAGAUUGUCUGAAUGGUGAGGACGAAGAAUUCUGUAUUGAAGAAUCAAAUGUAAGUCCUACCGGAACUUGCUCAACUAACGAAUUUAGAUGUGGCGACGGUUCAUGUAUAAACAAUGAAUUUGUGUGUGAUCGUGUUCUCGAUUGUCAAGAUUUUCUCGAUGAAGAUCCUGCAAUUUGUAGUCAACAAAAUCACUGAUUCAACGAAUUCAACAGAUACUAAUAAGUAGAUUUUGCAUACUAAUGCUAAGCUUAAAGACAGUGUUGUCCAAACGUCGACAUAAAAAAUGACGAUUUUAA
This is a messenger RNA of Chironomus riparius, 650 nucleotides long. NCBI's taxonomy places the organism in Eukaryota, Metazoa, Arthropoda, Insecta, Diptera, Chironomidae. The record is from the annotation of a GenBank genome assembly.